GCAAGGUAGCGAGAGACUUAACGUAGCGAUACGUUCAAGAGAUUCAGGCGAAUUCAUAAAAUGGCGCCCGUUUUUGCCUUUUUGUCAACUUUCUCGCCGCGUGGCACGUUCUGAUUCGUUUAUUUUUGGUAGAGGGGGAUAAUUUAACGAACGUUUCUGUGAUUGGUCCAAAUUCAAAGGUGGGAGAAAAUUUCACCGAUUCGUUGCAAUCGGGCAGAGAGGGAAAUCGUAAGAAAGUGCUUAAAUACGGCCAUUUUGGGUUGCUAAGUCAUUAUUUUAACGACUCUCGUCGAGUGAACGUAUCCGUACUCUUAAAUUUCCGAAAAUGACUGGCCGUGGUAAAGGAGGAAAAGGAUUGGGAAAAGGAGGAGCCAAGCGUCAUCGUAAAGUUCUUCGUGAUAACAUCCAAGGUAUUACCAAACCAGCGAUCCGUCGUCUGGCUCGUCGUGGUGGAGUCAAACGUAUCAGCGGUCUUAUCUACGAGGAGACCCGUGGAGUUCUCAAAGUCUUCCUUGAAAAUGUGAUCCGUGACGCAGUCACCUACACCGAGCACGCCAAGCGCAAGACCGUCACUGCCAUGGACGUUGUCUACGCUCUGAAACGUCAAGGCCGUACUCUUUACGGUUUCGGAGGUUAAUUUCAUCAUUCGACUCAGCAAAUAUCAAUUGAACCAAACGGCCCUUUUCAGGGCCACCAAAUUUUUCACACGUAAAAAAUUAAUCAAGUUAUCAGAUUUUUAAUCCCAUUGUAAUUGUAAUUUAACAAUAAUUAAACAAUAAUUUUUCGAUUUCUCCAAUACUUGCAUC
This is a messenger RNA of Microplitis mediator, 806 nucleotides long. RefSeq names its product histone H4. Bases 326 to 637 code for a protein of 103 amino acids. The transcript has a single exon. Lineage: Eukaryota; Metazoa; Arthropoda; Insecta; Hymenoptera; Braconidae. The record is from RefSeq and is a predicted model, not a curated record. Gene Ontology annotation, molecular function: DNA binding; structural constituent of chromatin; protein heterodimerization activity. Gene Ontology annotation, biological process: nucleosome assembly. Gene Ontology annotation, cellular component: nucleosome.